UGUAGCAGGAUACUGAUCCCUGUACCAGUCACCCCUAUAAGAGGCAGAUAUCUGAAGGUAGGUCGCAUGCCAUCGCAUACGGGCCAUACCAACUACAUAGACGAAGGUUUCAUAGAUUUUCGGCUAUUUACAACAGGUUAUCCCGUCGGCGAUUCCUUUGGCGUAGACUGAUCAACUUCCGAGAGACACUGACAAGUGUGGAUCCAAUGUUGCACUGCCCUAGAUAGCGACCGGCCAAUCCAUGACAAGCAUGUCUGUUAUCUACGUAGCUCGCCCUGGAGUUCGAUACACACACACGUUUGGGUCGGCACAACGGCUACAUUUCAAAGCCCUGUCAGCUGUCAUUGGAGUCAUGGGUGUCCAGGUCAAAGGUCGUUGGCCUUCGCACGAGUAUAAAGUCCAAGGUGACUUGUCUGGGAGUGGAGCACAGACAGCCUCUUUUCCUUCCGACUAUGUCUUCCUCUAAGAUCCCUAUCUUUAUUCUUGGUGCAACAGGCUACAUCGGGGGAUCUGUAUUGACUCGCCUUCUUGCCCAUCCCAACUCUCAAACCUUCGACAUAACUGCGCUCGUACGUUCGGCCGAGAAGGCGCAACGUCUGCAGGCCUUUGGCAUCAAUGCCGUGACAGGGUCUACUGAUGAAAAGGAGAAGCUAGAGGCCCUCGUAUUGCAAGCUCACGUUGUGCUUUCUAUGGCCAGCGCAGAUAACUUUCCCGCAAUCCAAACUGUCCUGAGCGGUAUGAAGAAACGACACGACGCUCUUGGCGACGUUCCUAUCUUAAUUCAUACCUCGGGAACUGGCAUUCUCCAUGAUGACGCCAGAGGCGCAUAUGCCAGCGAGACUAUCUACGAUGACAUGAAACCGGAGCAGAUUGAGGCAUUGCCUGCUACCCAGCUUCAUCACAAUCUUGAUCUCGCAAUUGAAGAAGCGGAUAAAGCAGGCUAUCUGCGGUCAUAUAUCGUUUUUCCUGGCACCAUCUAUGGUGUCGCCUCUGGUCCAUUUGUCGAGGCCGGUAUUCAACACCCGUUCUCAGUUCAGAUUCCCGGUCUUACUCUUGCUGCUCUCGAUCGCGGCCAGCCAGGCAUGGUAGGCAAGGGAUUAGCAAUAUGGCCCCAUAUAUCUCUGGAUGACGUUGUAGACCUAUAUAUCCUCUUGUUCGAUGCCGUUCUAACGAACCCCGAGAAUGUCGGGCAUGGCCGAGAGGGAUAUUUCUUCGUAGAGAACGGAGAAUUUAGGUGGUACGACCUGUCUAAAGCUAUUGGGGAAGCUCUCGUAGAAGCCGGGUUGGCGAAAAGCUCGGAGCCUACGUCCUUCAGCGACGAAGAGCUCAUCAAGUAUGCUGGAUCGAUGGAAAUGGGCAACGGCAUGGGUACUAAUGCUCGAUGUCGCGCAAAUCGUGCUAGGGCGCUUGGUUGGAAGCCAACCAAGAGAACAGAGGAUUUAUUUGACAGUAUCAAGCCAGGAGUUGAAGCCUUGAUGAAAGCGAUGCAAGUGAAAUAGUAGAGCUUCAUUCACUCACUCACUUGCCGGUGGACGGAAGUUCAAGAAAACAUCCAUAUAAACAUUCCCAGUGAUGAUAGUACCUAGAGCAUCGGAUCUACCUAUUCUAUGUAUGUUCAAAAAGGGGCAAAGCCUUGGAGCGGUUUCCGGGACUAAACGAGAAAUAUGCAAGCC
Messenger RNA from Somion occarium, 1673 nucleotides. NCBI's taxonomy places the organism in Eukaryota, Fungi, Basidiomycota, Agaricomycetes, Polyporales, Cerrenaceae. The record is from the annotation of a GenBank genome assembly.